Lactuca saligna is the source of this 724-nucleotide messenger RNA. Lineage: Eukaryota; Viridiplantae; Streptophyta; Magnoliopsida; Asterales; Asteraceae. The record is from the annotation of a GenBank genome assembly.
UGGGUUUGUUUGCCCUAGGCCUAUUUUGCAAGGUAAAUUUCUCUCUACUUAUGAUUUAUAUUACCAUGAAUGAAACCGAUUACGAUCAAAUUCCUUUGUUUGCUAAUUUGUAAAAACUUUCUACUUUGACUUGGAAGAAGUUUGAUUUCAAUGUCUGCUUUUUGGUUAGGCUCUGGUGAUGCAGUAUGUUCUUCCAUUUCUAUAGAUCAGAAAAUCCUUAUUGUUGGAACCAGAAUAGGUGUCACAGAGUUGUAUGAAAUUAGAAAACCCAUUGCACUUAUUCAUUAUGUUUCCUUACACGAUUGGGGAUAUUCAAUGGAUGAUAUUGGUGCGGUUAGUUCUAUUUCAUGGACACCUGAUAGUUUUGCUUUUGCAGCUGGAUGGAAAUUAAGAGGACUUACAGUUUGGUCUAUCUCUGGUUUUCGUUUGAUGUCUACAAUCCAUCAAAUUGUUUUAAAUUUCGUGUCAUCUCCAGGGGUAAAGCAAAACCCAGAUGGGAAUUAUGAUCCUUUAAUGAGUGGGUCAUGAUUUAUGCAGUGCGAUGAAUAUGGUUAUAGACUUAUGUUGUUGAAGUAGGUUCUUCAGAGAGAAUACUUGCGUUUUAUUUUGGGAAAUGUUGCCUUCACAUAGUGGUUUCGGGUAAAACCCAUGUUAGACAAGUUAUCUAUGGUGAAGAAAUGUUUGAGAGAGACCGAAAGAUGGAUAUUUUUCCAACAAAAGGCAU